This is a messenger RNA of Leucoraja erinaceus (little skate), 6219 nucleotides long. RefSeq names its product chromosome 19 C12orf56 homolog (gene c19h12orf56). NCBI's taxonomy places the organism in Eukaryota, Metazoa, Chordata, Chondrichthyes, Rajiformes, Rajidae. The record is from RefSeq and is a predicted model, not a curated record. The transcript is spliced from 13 exons. The coding region runs from base 160 to 2082 and encodes 640 amino acids.
GUCAGAGGGAGGGUAUCCCUGGCCGCGCUGGGCCACUGGAUACAAGUGAGAGUAACAAGCGGGGGGAGUCCCUGCCUCAACACCCCAUGACAGCUCGCAGUUGCAAACUGCACUACUCUAGUCCAACAUAUAUUGUUUCCCCCCCUCUUCCUCCUGUAUAUGGCGAGAAACGAGCUGGACAUACUCCACUCCAAGCGGCACGACAAGCUCGAUUUCUUCCUAAAAAGGCACUUGGACGAGAGCGUCUUCAACAAGAUCCGAAUGUACGAAGCGUGCAUUGUAGUGACGGGGAGAAGGCACAAGAAGACGUUCGACUUCGUCGUCCUCACCGACGAGUGUAUCUACUUGACUCAGAACCCACCCAAGACCAUCCACGAGGCGUUGCAUCUCAGCGAUGUUGUUGCAAUCGAGUUGGUUGACGACUACCCUGACUUUCUGAGCGGCCACGACCGUGAAUCAGCACAACACGUCCGUAUCGUUUAUGUCUCACGGACACACAAGAAACGACACAAACCACACGCGGGCAGCAAUAAAUAUAUUGCCACUCAUGACGGGGACAGGAGGAAAUUCAGCACCCUCGGCCGCGAGGAAGCUAGCACAAACCAGGAAGCCAUCAGCAGGCCAGAAACACACAAGCUCAUACAGAACAAGCAUCCCAGGGAAUUCUCUCUCAGGAAGAGCGGGGAUUUUGCCAGGCAACGUGACCCUGGACCGACCCGUGCCGACUCCUGCCCGACCCCCGAGCUGAAGAAUCUGAAGCUGUGCGAGAAAGACAACCAUGUUGCCUGGAGCACAAAUGCCCGCCCGCUGCCUGAGCCUCCAAAGGAAAGUCCAGGCCCUACCUUGGCAUCGAGAGUGCCAACGUACAAGCAAGAACCAGUGCAACAGCACCCGCUCAAUCCUUACCCGUGCCACAGGAACACCAGGGAGCAGCGCUCAGAUAGAUGGGACUCCAGCACGGAGGUAGACAAGAGGACAAGCAGCCAGCUGAAGGGACAGGAACUGGAACUUCACCUCUACAUCAUCUCCAUGUCCUCCUUAAUAUUUCUCCAUUUAAAAAGUGCGUGGAACAAUUUUAUGAUUCGGUCGACACUAAGGCAGGAUCCAGACUACGCACAGGAAAGUGCACCCACAUCCCCUGCUCGGGGUGCCAAGGGACACAGUUCAGAGGGAAUCAAUAAACUCUUCAAUCAACUGAGCUCUGAAUUGCUUCAUGGAAGCAGUGCGUUGGACAGGACCUGUUCACUGGUGAAGGAGCUGAAAACUGCUGCACUUCGCAACUUCACCAUCAAAAAGCUCUUCUGGAAAUCGAACGACCUGUAUCCGUUUCUGAUUGGAAAACUUCAGGAGCACUUGCCGAGAUUGGAGGAUCCAACAACCCAACGAGACAGGAGGAAAACCAUCAAUGAUCUACAAUUGUGUAGGUUGAUCGUGGAGACGUUGGGCGUGAUGUUCAGGGAGACUGAAACGGAGCCAAGUCGCCUGCCCCUUCUCGCUGCCAAGCGGGGCAUCUUGGUCGUCAGCCUACUGAAGAUUUUAAUAAGUGGGCCGCAUGUACUGAAGACACCUUGUACGGCUGGUGACGGGGUGUCGGUGGAGCGUGUGGUCCCAGCUGUUCCUCCCAGCGAGGAGCUACAGAACCUGUUACUGGAGUACAGUGAUGCUGUGAUAUCAGCUCUGUAUGAAAUAUUCCUCAUAACGCAUCAGGGAAACUGGGGCUCGGGCUCACGGAACCUGAUGACUGUCGGAUGGUUGAUGAUGGCUUUGCAGAAACUUCCAGCCAUGUUCCUGUUCAUCGACCACAUGGUGAAACACAUCAUUAAGACAGUCCUGCCUCCCAUUCAUCUCAUGAGCCCCACAGAGGCGUUGCGUCUUUUCCAACAACUCUACAUCCUCAACACCUGCAUUCAGUAUGGCAGUGGUCUGGCAGAGCACAUCAGGAAUAAAUACAGCGAGGAGUUCAGGUAUUACAUCCAGAUUGCCACGGUGGAAGCAAUGCUCCCGGCCCAUUACGCUGUCACCCAACCUGCAAUGAGGCUGCUCCUUCAAGUGCUCAGUUGCAUCCUCCAGAAGCCGGUGUGACCACCCUUGUAUCCAGGAGGGUGAGACUGACGAUGAUCACGGGUACCAGGAGCUAACGAAGCAGCCUUCAGUGUCACAGCAGCUUUAUUCAGAUACAUACCUACCUGCUGUAGAUCGCUACUUAAUUUUCUUUGAUUUAAAAUGACAUACCAAUAAGACUUUGAAAUCCCAUCUGUUCACAGGAGGGCUUCAGUAAAUAUUGAAUUAGAUAAAAAAUAGUUAAAGUUAAAAAAUAACAGCGCUGUUAUUUUCUUGUUUAAGAAGGAACGGCAGAUGCUGAAAAAUCGAAGGUAGACAGAAAUGCUGGAGAAACUCAGCGGGUGAGGCAGACUGAACUGUCUGAAGAAGGGUUUCGGCCCAAAACGUUGCCUAUUUCCUUCGCUCCAUCGAUGCUGCCUCACCCGCAGUGUUUCUCCAGUGCUGUUAUUUUCUUGAUAGGAGAGUGUUACAAGAAUCCAACCACCUCAAAGUCAGGAUUUCAAAUAACACUUAUUUGAAACACUUGUGAAAUGUUCCAGAGUUUUGAUGUUUUAGCUGUGAUUGUGCGGGAGAUAAAAGAGGAAGGAGGAGUUGCAUUACUAAUCAGGAUGGAUGUCACUGUUACAUUCAAAGAGAGUUCAGCCAGUGAGAAAUGUGGGUAGAGCUCAGAAAUAAGAAAGCCUCAAUCCUUCUGCAGGGAUUAUACUUUGGGCCUCCCAAUAGCCCGUGGGAGAUAGAGGAACUGAUAUGUAGACCGAUCAUGGAAAGAUGUAAAAGGAACAGAUUUACAAAAUUAUGGGAGGAAUAGAUCAAGUAGACGCACAGAAGCCCAAAAUAGGGGAAUCGAGACCCAGAGGACAUAGGUUUAAGGUGUGGGAUAAAGAUUUAGUAAAAACCUGAGGGGUUACUUUUUCACAGAAAGGGUAGUGGGUGUAUGGAACAAGCUGCCGGAGGAGGCAUGUACUAUUGCAAAGCAUAAGAAACAUUUAGAUAGGUGCAUGGAUAGGACAAGUUAAGAGGAUAUGGGGCUAACGCAGACAGGUGGGACAAGUGUAGACAGGACAUGUUUGUCGGUGUGAACAAAUUGGGUUGAAGGGCCCGUUUCCACGCUAUGACUGCACAACAGGGUUGUAGUGGGUGACAGGAAAUAGUUUGGAAAUGCUAAGAGAUUAAAUUUGUUGGUGUUCAGUGGGUCCCGACUGUCCGACUGAAUGAAUCACUGAAGCAAAAUCGGCGUGCACUUUGGAAAGCAAAUAGUAUGUUGGCCAUUGUUACAGGGGGAUAUGAGUGCAGGUAGGGGACAUCUGACUCUAAUUGAAGAGGCUUGGUGACACUAUAUCUGGAAUACAUGUUUGGUCUCCCGAUAAGGAAGGAUAUAACUGCCAGAAAGGACAGCAAUAAAGAUUCACCAGAUUGAUUCCGAGGACAAUUGUUUUGAUAUAUGAGGGGAAAUUAAGCAGAUUACACCUGUACAUUCCAAAUGCGGCCAAAACAAAGUCCUAUCAGUCCCGACCCGAAACGUCACCUCACCACGUUCUCCAGAGAUGCUGCCUGACCUGCUGAGUUACUCCAGCACUUUGUUUCUUCUUUUACACCUGUACAUGCCUAUGUAUAGAAGAAUCAGAGGUGAUCUCAUUGGGUAAUACAAAAUUCUUGCAGAGUUUGAUCGGGCCGAUGCAGAGUUGAUGUUUCCCCUGGCUGGGGUCUCAGCAGUUCAGUCUCUAGAUAGAUUUUGGCCCUUCAGGUCAGAGAUGAUAAGAAAUAUGCAAGCCGGUAUAUCUCACUGCCACAGCGGGAGAAGCGAGAGGGACAAAAUAUACAAGGUUUACAAAGAUGUGACUGGGGCAUUUCUCAGAUUUUAAAUCUUUGCAAUAUUUGUAAAGCUAUUGGUUUACAUGUGGUUAGUUACAUGUGGUUGUGUAAGAGUAUAACUUUUAUUCUAGUGAAACUUUAGUAAGAAGUUAUUUUGCUACAUUUAAUGCCAUGGUUAAGAAUGCUGUAACAAUUUAUGUUCAACCUUAUGAUGGUUAUUUUUUUCUACAUGACAACUAUUCUGAAUGAUUCAAUGUCAUGAUAUAUUAUAUAACAUAUCUUUAAAAUGAAUGAAACAAUAUAAGUAACAGGAGUUUAAUCCAAAAUGACCGAAUUUCCAGAUAAUUUGAAUUAGGCUAUCACAAGAAAUGGAAAGAAUGGAAGCCAAUUAGACCCUUAAGCCUGUUUCAUGGUUUAACAAGAUCAUAGCUAAUCCUCUCAACACAAUUUCCUGUCUGAUUCCAUAUCCUUGAAUCCCCUGAAAUCUAAAAAUCAAUUACAUGGAACAGUACAUCACAGGCCCUUUGGCCCACAAUGUCUGUGCUGAACAUGAUGCCAAGAUAUAGGGCGGCACAGUGGUAGAGUUGCUGCCUUAUAGCGCAAGAGACGCAAGUUCGAUCCUGACUACGGAUGCUAUUUGUACGGAGCUUGUUUUCCCAGGUGCUCCGGUUUCCUCCCGCACUUCAAACACAGGUUAGUAGAUUACUUGGCUUCGGUAAAAUUGUAAAUUGUCCCUAGUGUGUAGGAUAGUGCUAGUGAAUGGGGUGAUCGCUGGUCAGUGCAGGCUUGGUGGACCGAAGGACCUGUUUCCGCGCUGUAUCACUUGUCUAAUCUGUGGAAUUCUCAGCCACAAAAGGCAGUGGAGGCCAAUUCACUGAAUGUUUUCAAAAGAGUUAGAUUUAGCUCUUAGGGUUAAAAGAAUUAAGGAAUAUGGCGAAAAAAGCUGGAACGAGGUAUUGAUUUUGGAUGAUCAGCCACGAUCAUAUUGAAUGGCGGUGCUGGCUCGAAGGGCAUAAUGGCCUACUCCUGCACUUAUUUUCUAUGUUUCUAUUAAUGUUAUAUAGUUUAGUUUAGUGAUACAGCGUGGAAACAGGCCCUUGGGCCUCCAAGACCACGCCGAUCAUUGAUCACCCUUUCACACCAGUUCUAUCUCAUCCCACUCUCUCAUCUCCUACACUUGGGGCAAUUUACAGGGGCCAACAAAAGUAAAAACUCAGAUACAUGAGGUGUGGGAGGAAAUCAGAGCACCCGGAGGAAACCCAUGAGGUCAUAGGGAGAAUCAGGGUAUCCAGGGAAGAUGGUCAGAACCUGUUUCCCAGAGUGGAAAUGCCCAAUACUGCAAAGCAUUGUUAUAAGGUGAGUGGGGGAAAGUUUAAUGGAGAUAUGUGAGGCAAGGUUUUUACACAGAGAAUGGUGGGGGCCUGAAAUGCACUGCAGUGGAAACAAUAGUGUCGUUUAAGAGGCUUUACUAUAGGCACACGGAAGCGCAGGGAAUAGAGGGAUAUGGAUCAUGUACAGGCAGAUGAGAUCAGUUCAGCAUCAUGUUCAGCACUUACAUUGUGGGCCGAAGGGCCUGUUCUUGUGCUGUACUGUUCUAAGUUCAACUUCUCCUUUUAGCUAACAUCUCCUUCGCUUUGAAUAUACUCAACAUUUGAAUAUUCAAAGUCCUCGAUGGGCAGAGUUUAAAAAAAUUCACAAACAUAUAGAGAAUUGUCUUCAUUUCUAUCCUAAAUGGCUAUUAUUCUGAUACCCACGUUUCCCAAAAGUGACUUGAAAUUAAGAAACAGGCAAAAUGUGCAGGAAAGAAUUGUAGAUACUGGUGGAUACCGACGAUAGACAGAAAAUGCUGGAGUAACUCAGUGGGUCAGGCAGCAUCUCUGGAGGAAAGGAUGCAGGUCUGAAGUAGGGUUCUGACCCAAAAUCUUAUUUAUUCCUUUUCUCCAGAGAUGACCCGAUCGGUUACUCCAGCAUUUUGGGUCCAUCUUUGGAAUUAGGGAGAUCAGACUGUGUAUAAAAAUGAAGGGCUUGAAUCUGUUCAAAUUUAAAGUUUAAUACUGUUUACUGCUUUGGAAGGAGAUAUUGUAUUUUGGGUAAUUCGGAAACCUCUUCUCUGUUGUACAGUAUGUUUCUUAAAAUUAAUCUGUUUAGAUGAAUAAACUAUGAUCAUGUUGAAACUCUGCUUAUGCAGUGCAAUUGGUGCUGUUUAAUAAAAGCUGACGAUUUGUGACAUUUUGUAGUCUACUUUAUCAUAUUUUUGAUGGUGACUUUCACAUAACAAAAUACUGCAUCUGAAGGCCCUUCACUAUAGUGUUAUCAAGCAAAACUAUUGCAUGCAAGAUAUUAGGG